Spinacia oleracea (spinach) is the source of this 1813-nucleotide messenger RNA. Its product is annotated as serine/threonine-protein kinase SRK2E. Gene Ontology annotation, biological process: protein phosphorylation. NCBI's taxonomy places the organism in Eukaryota, Viridiplantae, Streptophyta, Magnoliopsida, Caryophyllales, Amaranthaceae. The record is from RefSeq and is a predicted model, not a curated record. Bases 488 to 1597 code for a protein of 369 amino acids. Gene Ontology annotation, molecular function: protein serine/threonine kinase activity; ATP binding. The transcript has 9 exons. Gene Ontology annotation, cellular component: nucleus.
UAUUCACAAUUUCACAUCAAUCAUUUCCGAAACGGGCAAAAAAAAAAAAAGAGAAACACAGAAAAAAAAAACUGGUGGCAACAAGAACUUCAACCAUCCAUGUCUUCCGGCUUGAGCUAAAAGUUGCUUAUGGAGGAGAGAGAAACAGAGCUCCUACAAAAAAUAAAUCAGUAAAAAGGGGAAAACAAAUUCACGAGUGGCGAUUCUCAACCAACUCUGCAAAACCCUAAUUCACAACUGUGACCAAAUUUAACAAAAAGGGAGGACAAAUAAUUGCCGAAUCACAGGAUUUUUCGCUUUAAUCCUCCAUCACACUUUCAUAUUUCACGGGAUUCCAUAUCUUUACACGUAAUUUCACUUUUCUUUGAGUUAUUGUGAGUUUUAUUAUGAUCAGGUUGAUAACGAUGAUGAUGGUACACUUCAGCUUGUUCCAUGCUUAGUUCAAAAUUUGGGGAUAUUUUUAUUUUGAAAGGAGAAGGGAAGUGAAAUGGAUCGGACUGCGGCGGGUGGCGGCGGUGGAGGAGGAGGGAGUUUGAGCGCCGAUUUGCCGAUAAUGCAUAACAGUGAUCGAUAUGAACUUGUAAAAGAUAUUGGGUCUGGUAAUUUUGGGGUUGCUAGGUUGAUGAGAGAUAAAACUACUAAUCAACUUGUUGCUGUUAAAUAUAUUGAGCGAGGUGAGAAGAUAGAUGAGAAUGUGCAGAGAGAAAUUAUUAAUCAUAGGUCAUUAAGACAUCCUAACAUUGUCAGAUUCAAGGAGGUUAUAUUGACUCCUACACAUUUGGCUAUUGUUAUGGAAUAUGCUUCGGGUGGAGAGCUGUUUGAACGUAUUUGUAAUGCUGGGCGGUUCAGCGAGGAUGAGGCACGUUUCUUCUUUCAACAAUUGAUAUCCGGGGUCAGCUACUGUCACGCAAUGCAAGUUUGCCAUCGAGACUUAAAGUUGGAGAACACGUUACUGGAUGGAAGUUCAGUUCCUCGCUUGAAGAUUUGUGAUUUUGGGUACUCUAAGUCCUCAGUUCUGCAUUCUCAACCCAAAUCAACUGUUGGGACUCCUGCUUAUAUUGCACCUGAGGUCUUACUCAAGAAAGAAUAUGAUGGCAAGAUUGCAGACAUGUGGUCUUGUGGGGUAACUUUGUAUGUAAUGUUGGUUGGAGCUUACCCAUUUGAAGACCCUGAGGAACCUAAAAACUUCCGCAAAACAAUACACCGAAUUUUAAAUGUCCAAUACUCUAUUCCUGACUAUGUACAUAUAUCUCCAGAAUGUCGCCAUCUUCUUUCAAGAAUAUUUGUUGCUGACCCAGCAAAGAGAAUUACCAUUCCCGAGAUAAGGCAGCACGAUUGGUUUCUGAAGAACCUACCAGCAGAACUCGUGGAUGAAAACGCGACAGAUAAUCAGUUCGAAGAGCCCGAUCAGCCAAUGCAAAGUAUUGAUGAGAUAAUGCAGAUAAUUUCAGAGGCAACUAUACCUGCAGCUGGAUCUCAAAAUCUUAACAAGUAUCUAACUGGCAACUUGGACACUGAUGAUGAUAUGGAAGAAGAUUUAGAAUCUGAUCCUGAACUUGAUCUCGAUAGUAGCGGCGAGAUUGUAUAUGCUGUUUGAUGAUGCAUAUUCCUAGCUAGAAGAUGAUUGAAGUGCUGGGAUUUUCAAAAAGGGAGAACUGAAAGAAAAGCUUCAGUUUUUUCUUGUGUUCAUGUCAUGUGUGUUUAACUGUUUAUGUAGUUAGUAUAACCGUGCCAUUUGGUAUCACUGAUUCACUGGUAUGCAAACUUUGUACCUUUCUUUUAACAAUGGGAAUCGGGUUGUAACAUUAUGUAA